AUGACUCCCGAGAUUGGAAGCCUCCGAGCCCUCAAGAACGGCGACAGCCAAUACGUUGGCAGCUCCUCAGGCGUCUACUUCAUCAACACCGUCCGCAGGGCAUUCGCCACCACCCCGGAUGCAGAAUCAGAAGAGAGGCAGCACGCCAGCGAAAAUGGAGAACGGCUGCUCAAUGACCCGUCACCAGAGGACUGCAUCGUUGGCGGGGAUGAGCAGGCCGGUCGCAACAUGGGGCUGGAGGCUGGAGCAUCAGGCGAAGCCGGCAUUACCCAGACGAACGAUCAACGCCAACCAGCAACUGCAAGCCCAUCCUUUGAUUUGAGCAAAUUGCCUGACUAUUCCAUAGCCAGGCAAUUAGUCUUGUCAUAUUUCCGCAUCUGGCAUCCCCUCGUCCCUUUCCUCCAUGGACCAGAAUGCCUCUCCCAGCUAGACGCCCUCUAUCGCGACACAUCUACCACACCUCUCAGCCGUCUCGUCACCUUCAAAUGCAUCUUCAACAUCGCUCGCCUUGAGAGUGACAAUAUCCCUGACCUAUCCUCCAUCUCCAUCCGCUCGGCUUCUGAUCUCCUCCCCACGCUAGGCCUCCUCGCUCUCCGGUGCGACAUCCCUUCCAUCCAAGCCCUGCUUGCCGCCCAGGUCUACUUCAUAUCCACAAUGUCCCUCCGGCACGCGUCAUCCGUCGGUGGGCUAAUCUCAAGAUCCAUAUUUCAGACGGGCAUGCACCGCUGUCCGUUCCGGUACUGGCACUUGUCCCCUGAGGACCGAGAUAUGCGGAAACGCAUCUUCUGGAGCUUUUACGUGGUUGACCGGUUUCUGAGCCAGUCCCUGGGGCAUCCGAAUGGGAUACAGGAUUCUGAUAUCGAUGUUUGUGUGCCCGGUCAUCGAGACUUGCAUGAACCCGUUGCGCAGUCAGCGCUUUCACCGUCAAGUGCUGCUGCAGCGGAUAAUCUGAUUCUUCACCUGCCGGCCAACCACCCCGACAGACGUCUAGCAUCUCCACGACUGCGAACCCAGAGCAGAGAUCCCUCGCCUGAGGAGAGUGCAGACCUAGGACAGAACCCAACUGAGACUCCAAGCGGGCCAUCGAGGAGAACAGUGGCCAUUCUCCAGCACCGCCGAGAAACCCAGUCCGUUUUGGAAAACCACGUGCGGUACUCCCAGCUAGUGGGAAGGUUACUCGAGAUAUUCCACAAGUCGAUACCCGAUAGAAGAGCCGACGAUCAGACUGUCCUCUUCCUCAAAGCAGACGUGUCAGCAUGGGGAAACAGUUUGACUCAACCACGCCUCGAUUCAAGGACCAAACAGGAAAAUCCAGAGCUUACACCAGAACCUACAGUCUUCCCUUUUGUUUCGUAUCAUUACUGCGUCCUCCUUCUCAACAGGCCUACACUAUCCCUCAAUCCCUCGAGCGCCGAAUUCAGGGCCGGCUUGCAGUCCAGCCAAGGCCAUGUCUGGGAUAUCGUCCGCCUUGGGUCUCUUGACUACUAUGACCCAUCGCUGGCGCAUGGCAAAGGAUUGUAAAGAGGUCUUGUCCAUGUUAUUGAGGAGCAUUGAGGUAAAGACCAGAGAGCGGAAACGCUUUCGACCAGAAGGAGACGUUGAAUACGGUUACUCAGGUAGACCUACUCAUAGUGGUCGGCCUUCGAGCAGUGGACCUGGUUCAACAAAACGACGUGCCAGAGAUAGUCCCAGAACGCGUCUCCGCUCUGAAGCUCAACCCUCACCACAAAUUCCAUCCAGAGCUCUUAGAGGAUCAUCAAACGCUCGUAAUCCAUUAACAGCGUACAGCCCUCACCCAAGGUCAAGCCUACGAAACGGCCCUGAUACUCGGCACGACAACUUCCCAAGAAACGACUACUGCAACCCAGACACGCCAAACCACGAUCUAAACGACUACCAGUCAGCCACAGGUCUAUACGACUCCUUUCAAUUCGACACAUUCACAUCCCUCCCGGAUUUAAGCAUGCCAAAUAAUGAACGGGUCUUGGGGCCCUAUCAUGCACCCAUCCCCACGACUUUCCCAGACAGGCGCCAGAACUUUGAUCAGAAUUUAAGCCAGUUUGACGGGGCAGAUAUGAUGUUUGAUAUGUUUGAUGGAGCUACGUGGGGGUCUCUGAUUGAUAUGGUUAAUGAUGCGGAAAUGUCUAAGCAUAUAUAA
Molecule: messenger RNA, 2158 nt
Organism: Fusarium falciforme
Lineage: Eukaryota; Fungi; Ascomycota; Sordariomycetes; Hypocreales; Nectriaceae
Product: Fungal-trans domain-containing protein
Exons: 3
Coding region: 1-1521 (506 amino acids)
Biological process (GO): DNA-templated transcription
Molecular function (GO): DNA binding; zinc ion binding
Source: RefSeq, a predicted model, not a curated record